Pezoporus occidentalis (night parrot) is the source of this 1532-nucleotide messenger RNA. It is a transcript of the gene GFUS, whose product is annotated as GDP-L-fucose synthase. Gene Ontology annotation, molecular function: GDP-L-fucose synthase activity. Bases 174 to 1142 code for a protein of 322 amino acids. Gene Ontology annotation, biological process: nucleotide-sugar biosynthetic process. Lineage: Eukaryota; Metazoa; Chordata; Aves; Psittaciformes; Psittacidae. The record is from RefSeq and is a predicted model, not a curated record. The transcript is spliced from 11 exons.
GAGAAAGCCGAGCCCCUCCGGACCGAGCCCAGUCAAGCCCUUCCGGGCCCAGCCGAGCUCCGCCGAACGGAGCUGAGGCUCCGAGCCGAACGGAGCCGAAUCCAGCCGAGCGCUGCCGGGGAGCCGAACGGAGCCGAAUCCAGCCGAGCCCCGUUCCGGGGGUUUUGGCCACGAUGGAGGUGACGGAGCCGGCGGCCAGACGCAUCCUGGUGACGGGUGGCACUGGCUUGGUGGGGAAAGCCAUUGAGAAGGUGGUGGCUGAUGGAGAGGGGCGGCCGGAGGAGGAGUGGAUCUUUGUGUCCUCCAGAGACGCCGACUUGACGAGCGCCACAGAGACCAAGGCCCUGUUUGAGCAGCACAAGCCCACCCAUGUCAUCCAUCUGGCUGCAAUGGUUGGAGGUCUCUUCAAAAACAUCCGCUACAACCUGGAUUUUUGGAGGAGAAACAUCCAUAUCAACGACAACGUCCUGCAUUCAGCGUAUGAGACAGGGGUGCAGAAGGUGGUCUCCUGCCUUUCCACCUGCAUCUUCCCGGACAAGACAACGUAUCCCAUUGAUGAGACCAUGAUUCACAACGGGCCACCUCACAGCUCCAACUUUGGCUACUCCUAUGCCAAGAGGAUGAUUGACAUCCAGAACAGGGGCUACUUCGAGCAGCACGGCUGCCGCUUCACUGCCGUCAUCCCCACCAAUGUCUUUGGACCACAUGACAACUUCAACAUCGAGGAUGGCCACGUCUUGCCAGGGCUCAUCCACAAGGUCUACCUGGCUAAACAGAAUGGCUCUGCUCUGACCAUCUGGGGCACAGGCAAGCCCAGGAGACAGUUCAUCUACUCCCUGGACCUGGCCAGGCUUUUUCUCUGGGUCCUACGGGAAUACGAUGAGGUGGAACCCAUCAUCUUGUCAGUGGGCGAAGAAGAUGAAGUGUCCAUCAGGGAGGCAGCAGAAGCUGUUGUGGAGGCCAUGGACUUCAGGGGAGAGCUUCUUUUUGACACCACCAAGGCCGAUGGGCAGUUCAAGAAGACAGCCAGCAAUGCCAAGCUACGGCGCUACCUGCCCAGCUUCCAGUUCACACCCUUCAGGCAAGCCGUGAAGGAGACCUGUGCCUGGUUCAGCACCAACUACGCCAAUGCCAGGAAGUGAUGGGUCAAUGCUGCGCCGGCAUCAUCCUCUUCAACUCAGGGUUGUCCUUUGCUGGGGCAGAGGACAGGGCUGGGGGCGGGGGGGGACACAACACAGUGACAUUUCCAAAGUACAAAAGGGCCACCAGAGCCCACUGUGAAGCCACCAUGGUCCCACCUCCUGCUGGGAGCAGUGUGGGAUGCUCAGUGCAGGUGGAAAGAAGGUUUGGGCACCCCAAAAGGUGCUGGGACCCCAGACUCGAUGGUAGCAACCAAGUGGAGCCACCACCUUGGCUGUGUCCAAGAAGCUGGUGGCUCUGGCUGAGGUCUAAUGGGUUACACUACUAAUUAGCUGUAAUUAGGCUGUAAUAAAGGGAAGGGGAUCAGGGUUCCUCUGGCACAGGAAUGGCAA